UUUUUUUAUUAAAGUUUUUAGUUUUUUAAAGUUUUUAAACUAUGGCAUACAAGCUGAAAAGCAAUCUUGUUGGGCACAAAGCUGAUGUUCGAGCUGUUAUUCCUUCUUUGUACCCGCCUGGAAGUAUUUUGAGUGUGUCUCGAGAUAAGAGUUGUAGGUUAUGGAUUCCAGACAAUGAAACAAACAGUUUUUAUGAAGGAAACAUCUUUUUGGGACAUUUAAAUUAUGUUGCAUCUGUAUGUACCAUACCAGCUUCAGAAAAGUAUCCACAUGGUUUGAUUGCUACUGGUGGAAAUGACAAACUUAUACUUGUAUUUGAUUUUAAUUCUCAGGAACCAAUUAUGCGUCUCGAAGGCCACACUGGUGCUGUGUGUGCUUUAACUGCAGGAAAAUUCGGAAUGUUGUUAUCAGGAUCAUGGGAUAAAACAGCUAAGGUAUGGAUUAAUGGUGCAGUUGCAAUGACAUUAACUGGUCAUGAAGGUGCUGUAUGGGGAAUUGAAACUAUAGCAGAGCUAGGAAUAAUCUUAACAGGAUCUGCUGAUAAAACUAUAAAGAUGUGGAGAGCUGGCAAAUGUGAAAGAACAUUUUCUGGUCACACAGAUUGUGUGAGGGAUAUUGUUGCUAUUGAUAAAGAAAGUUUUCUUUCAUGUUCUAAUGAUGGAUCAAUUCGCAAAUGGUUGUUGUCUGGUGAAUGUCAUCAUAUUUAUAAGGGGCACAGCAAUUAUGUAUAUAGCAUUUCAGUUUUUCCUGAUUGUAUUGAAGACUUUGUUUCUUCUGGUGAAGACCGAGCUAUUAAAAUAUGGAAAGGUGGUGAUUGUGUUCAAACAAUUAUUCUUCCCUGUCAAUCAGUGUGGUCAGUUGCUGUUUUAAACAAUGGUGAUAUUGUUGCAGGUAGCAGCGAUGGAAUGGUGCGUGUUUUUACUUGUAAUGAAAGUCAAUAUGCUUCGCCAGAUAUAAUUAAGUUAUUUGAAGAAGAAGUUUCAAACCAAGCAAUACCUGCGGCCGCAAAUCUUGACCUUGGUGAAAUAAAAGUUGAUCAACUUCCUGGACCAGAAGCUCUUUCAACCCAUGGAGUCAAAAAAGACCAGACAAAAUUGAUAAAAAGGAAUGGAGUUGUUGAAGCAUAUCAGUGGGAUGAAAUAAACUCACGAUGGCAAAAGAUUGGAGAAGUAACUGGUGCUGCUGGUGAAGAUGGAUCGAAAAGAACUGAAGGGAAAAAAAUGUACAAAGGCAAGGAGUAUGACUUUCUUUUUGAUGUUGAUAUUCAAGAAGGAAAACCACCAUUAAAACUUCCAUUCAAUGUAACAGAGGAUCCUUGGGUAGUUGCUAACAAGUUUUUACAAGAUAAUGAUUUGAGCCCUAUGUUUCUUGAUGAGGUUGCUGGAUUUAUUCUUAAAAAUACUGCUGGUGUUACCAUUGGCAUAAGUAGUAAUCAGUUUGCAGAUCCAUUUACUGGAGGAAGUCGAUAUAUACCUGGAACAAACUCUUCUACUAAUAUAAGCAAUGGGGUUGAUCCAUUUACAGGAGGUGCUCGUUAUGUUCCUGAAACCUUUAAAACAAAUUCUGACUUCACUGCUAAUCAACUAGGUUCUAAUAAGAUAUUGCAAGGUGUAUCAUAUAUACCUGAGAGGUGUUACCUGAAGUUUACAGUUGGAAAAAGUGAAACUAUUAUUGCAAAGAUUAUUGAGUUCAAUCAGCAGUUACAACAGGAAAUGAGAGUAAAUGAAAAUGAAGUUCAAACACUUAAAGAUUCUAUAACCAAUUUAUUAAAUGGAAAGAUCACUCUGGAAAAGGACACCUUGAACAUCAUUACUUCAAGUAUUACAAAAAUGUUAUUGUGGCCACAUGAUAAACUUCUCCCUGUUCUAGAUGUAUUUAGAAUACUAGUAUUAAAUGAAAAUUUGGCUGUCUUGCUACUCAAUGAAGUUUGUUUAGAACAACUGCUAAGUAUCAGCAGGUCAUCUCUAUUCAACAAUAUAAUGUUGGUCUUCAGAAUUUUAACAAAUGCUUUUAUUCAUCCAGACACUGCUUGUAUGACUUUCGAUAGAAAAAAUAAAAUUUUAGAAUCUUGGGAAAUUUUAUAUCGCCAAAUGAACAAAAAUGUCAGCAUAUCUAUUUCUAGCUAUGUCAUGAACUGCUGUAUUUAUUCCUAUUUAAACAAAUCAUCUUUUCAAGAAAAGAUUCAACUUUGCACAUAUAUAAAUAAUUUUUUAAAAAUUGAAAUGGACAGUGAGGCAAUGUUUAGGACAGUUGUUGCAUUGGGAACUUUGCUUUGCGAUAGCGAAGACGUAAUAGCGUUUGCAAAAUCUCUUGAAAUGCACAAUGUUCUUGCACCAAUACUUGCCAAUAGUGCAGAUUUAGCAAAGCUUCAAGAAUGUUGUAAAGUGGUCAUGCAAAUCCUUGAUAAUUGUUAACAUAUUCGUUUAUGUACAACUACGGCUCAAUCAACCAAAACGUUGGUGUUACUUCAAAAGUUAAAAUUAUAACUAGACCAAUGUUUAUUUAGAAAGGAUUUUAAAAGUUAUUCUAUGAAGUAAAAAUAUUUUAAAAUUAAAUAUUGUAAA
Molecule: messenger RNA, 2564 nt
Organism: Hydra vulgaris (swiftwater hydra)
Lineage: Eukaryota; Metazoa; Cnidaria; Hydrozoa; Anthoathecata; Hydridae
Product: phospholipase A-2-activating protein
Biological process (GO): ubiquitin recycling; proteasome-mediated ubiquitin-dependent protein catabolic process
Cellular component (GO): nucleus; cytoplasm
Molecular function (GO): ubiquitin binding
Source: RefSeq, a predicted model, not a curated record